This is a messenger RNA of Phycomyces blakesleeanus NRRL 1555(-), 698 nucleotides long. RefSeq lists its product as hypothetical. Bases 12 to 479 code for a protein of 155 amino acids. Gene Ontology annotation, biological process: endoplasmic reticulum to Golgi vesicle-mediated transport; regulation of GTPase activity. The transcript has 5 exons. Lineage: Eukaryota; Fungi; Mucoromycota; Mucoromycetes; Mucorales; Phycomycetaceae. The record is from RefSeq and is a predicted model, not a curated record. Gene Ontology annotation, cellular component: TRAPP complex; trans-Golgi network; cis-Golgi network.
AUGAGAGCUGCAUGGACUUCUUUUUGAUCGAGAUGGUCGAUACGAUCUGCAGAACAGCCUCGACCGAAACUGAUGCAGAUAGUGAGGCUGUAUUUUACAAACUUGAGACCCUUGGUUAUGCGGUUGGGCAGAGACUUGUUGAAAGAUUUACAAAAGACAGGCCCCGUUUUGCGGAUACGUUAGAUGUAGUCAAAUUCAUUUGCAAAGAUUUUUGGACAAUUAUGUUCAAGAAGCAGAUUGAUAACCUGAAAACAAAUCACAGGGGUGUGUAUGUGCUACAAGACAAUAAUUUUAGAUGGUUUAUGCGCAUGUCCACUGAUAUCGGGGGUGCAGAUUCAGCUAGAAAGGCAUCACCAUAUGUCUGGUUUCCUUGUGGUAUCAUUAGAGGAGCACUCGCAAACCUUGGUGUUCCGAGUGUGGUAGUUGCAGAAACUUCUAACCUUCCUCAAUGCACCUUCCAAAUCAAGAUUGUACAAUAAGGAUUUCUCCGAUGUCCCUCUUUUUCUUUUUUUUUUUUUAAAAAAAAAGAAGGCAAUGCGCAUAAUGAAGAAUCAAUACCCCCUUCCCCCGCUUUUUUUUGUCUCUCUCUCAAUUAUUGAUGGUGUUGGAAUGAAUCGAUUUUGAGUCUGAUUUAUCAGACCCAUGAUAAUGCUAAUUUAAUCAAAGCUUAAACUUGCUAUUCUUAAUUUUGGCGAUAC